ACAGUUCGGCAAUUUUACGUUGUGGCUUCCGGUUACAGCCAUACAACAACCAGCUGUUUGGAUUGGCGGUUUACUCAAUCUGCCCGUUGAAACGUCCAGCUUCAUAGAACCACAACGAAGAGCGGCGAGAACAGAUCUUUCGAAAUGUGUGGGACUCGACCUUUGAUUCUCCUUGUAUACGUCGCCUUACUCCUCUUGUUCGAGCUGAAAUGGAGCAACUGCAGUGCCCAGUGUACUGAGCAGUGGGAGAAAAUCCUUGAGAUUGACCGAGGUGGAAAUACGGUGUAUGGAAGUAAGGUCAAGAUGCGGAAGGCGGUAUCAACAGGCAAGCGCAUCAAAUACUUCUCGGACGAUAUUGACACUGGGUUCGGCGCCGAGUCAGAUGAUUGCCUGCUGGUUGGUCCCCUGCAAAUCGCUUGCCAACUGGUCGGCGGGGUAUUUAGAGCCUCGUGGGACCAAUUCGAUACUGUUGCCAAAUGGGAGGCUUUUCAUCUGUCAACAAGUGGCCACAACUUCAGACUGAAGGAAAACCCUACUGCACGAAUUGAGAUCAGCAAUCGGAGAAGAGGGACUUGGUAUGUAGCCGAAAACACAUGUGAUGGACCCUCAGGUGAGGCAGUAUAUUCUGCCUAUGGCAAUGGGACGGUCAUAUCAGGCAGUUGGGGAAAUUUGGUUCAGGCUGCCUUAUCUGGUGCAAGUCUUCGAGUAGUCGAUUCAUCGCUGGGCCAAGUUGACCGGCGUGUUUACAUUAAUAACUUGGAGGUUGGGGAAAGUGGGUCUUUGGAAAGUACAGCUCUUUCGGGUCAAAGCUUGUGGAGACUAAAUCAGACACGAAUCAGGGCCUUCUACGAGUUUAGCUUGGAUCCUAGCUGGUUAUUUGAGACCUUCAGCGCUAAUGGCAGCAGAGGACGUCACGAAUGGUUCUUAAAGGACCACAUUUCUGCAGGUAUCACUUUGGACACCGUUGAGCUGGCGUGGUAUGCCGAUACGUGCUGGACUGAGGUCUACUCUCAUGAUUCGAGUGGUUCGCAAGUAAAUGGUUCCCUCGCUGAACUCGUGCAGGCCAUUGAAGACGGCCACCGAGUUAAAGUCAUGUUCGAAAAUAUGUUCAUGGAGGUCGAUAACUGUCGAGUCAUUGACGGCCAUGUGUCCGCUCAGCUGGUGUCCCGAGUUAGCAAGAGUGACAUCUCUUCAAUAGAGGCAAACACAUCCUGGGAAUUCGUAAUCCUCAACACCAAAGGAACAGUGAAGACCUACACUCUCUUGGUUUCCGACAGCUCAACACCCGCUCCGGGCUUCUCAAACGUGACCUUAGCCAUUACAUGGUACGUGGACACGAGGACCUGGGUACCGCUAAUGGCUACUGACGCGUCCGGUAAUAUCACCUCAGGCUCCAAGACCAUGAUCAGAGAUGCUGUCACCAGUGGGGCUGAUCUGAGGGUGGGCAUCAAGGUUCCAAUGGACACGGUGCCAGGACAACAGUUUCUAAAAGUUGACAACGUGAGAUUAUACAGUUCUGAUGACACGUCGGGGCAGUCUGUGCGGGCUUUGAAUGAGGUUUAUCUAGGGAGCAGUGAAGUGGAACUGGACGCAAUCCCCUUCUGGUCAUUUCGCAUUAUGGCUACAACAGGAACUGUGUCGACGCUCGGUGCCACUGUUGGGAGAUUACAAGAAGCCAGGAAUAGUCAGUUUGGUCCAUCUGAAAUGGUCUGGUUUGGGUCCUACUAGAUACACUAUGGCACCCCUCUAUAUUUAUAUUUUAAAGGGAUGUUCAAUUUGAUUUCAUUAACUAAAACACACUUUGUGUAGUCACUCUAAAUGAAACAGUCCUUUUUUAAAGACAGAGUCAAAGUCAUGCUGUAUGUUCUGCUGAUACUGAAAUGGAAUCCUUCAUGAACUUUAAAGAGCAACGUGUACUUCAUAUACAUUAUUCACUUUCAGUUGUAAGAAUCUCAAUAUGUAAUAUUUACGGUCAUCAUAUCUGGACAUUUUGUAACAUGUCACUCUGGAAGAUAUGCGAAAUCUGGAAUAAAAAUCACUGAA
This is a messenger RNA of Haliotis rufescens (red abalone), 2043 nucleotides long. RefSeq lists its product as uncharacterized. The coding region runs from base 145 to 1728 and encodes 527 amino acids. The record is from RefSeq and is a predicted model, not a curated record. The transcript has 4 exons. NCBI's taxonomy places the organism in Eukaryota, Metazoa, Mollusca, Gastropoda, Lepetellida, Haliotidae.